CUCAAAAUGUUGACAGCUGUGAAAGUCGCGUUCGGUUUUUGCACUUUUUUUCUCGCGUUCGAGGAGACUGUGUCAUGGACCGUAGAUUUGCCGCAAGUGAGGAAGUAUUUCUUUGAAAAAAAUAUGUACGAACGAGAGAGACAAGAUAGAUGGAAAAUGCAGCAGGCGCAGCGGCCACAGCAAGUUGCAUAUGAUAAUAUAGAUACUAAAAGUUUGCAUUUUGAUUACGAGAAGUAUAAGAAGCAUUACGCUGAUGAUUACAAGUACAAUGGAUAUAUGGAGCACAAGGUGCAUGAGGCGGUUCAAAACGGCAGCGCAUACCUGGACGGUCUGCGGCGCUCCAUCGAGGACUACCUGCAGCGCCUCGAGUCGUGCCGCGGGCAAAACAUGACUGUUAACGUCGUCCAACUACGUCGGUACUCCAACCAAAACGAGUCAAACAACGCUCUGUACUACUUCCUAACCAACCCGGCCAACCCCCUCACCGAUCCCACCAAACCCAGUCUUGUCCAAUCGGCACUCCUUUACAGCCUUCUCCCAUUCUCCACCUACGGCCUCCCGAUACCAACGAACUUAACAACAGUGACCCAAAUGGAUAUGAACUUCACGAGCUUUUUGUCGAUGGCGCCGAACUACACGAUGUUUAAUAUGAGCGAGGAGUUUAGGAACUGUGUGAGGGCGGAUUUGGCGAGCGAGCAUGUGAGGCGGCUCGCUGAGCUCGCUGUGUGGGCCGCUAGCGAACUGCAAGACAAGUUGUACGCGGAUAAAUAUAGCGAGCACCACGAUGCCCACGAAAAUGAACACGGUCAGGAAAACGGCAUCCUCGGCGUCGAACACAGCUACGGGCACGGGCAUGAGAAGGCCCACUAUAGCGACCAUGGGCAUGAUGAUGACACGCUGGUGUUGCGGCUGGCUUGGUUCUUGGACAGGCUGGCGCACCUGACUGGUUAUGAUCCUACGGGACAGGAUUUUGUGGAACCAUCGACAGCUCGGCCGUCAACGAACCCGCCAAUGAUCCCCACCCUCAUCUCCAACGCGGACCUGCAGUUCCUCACGACCUGCCUGCGAGGCAGCAACGGCACAGCUACGGAGCGGUGUGCGUUCCCCAGCGGGUCUUCUCCGCCUAACCUGGAAACUUUGCAAGCUAUGGGGAUGACAUUGCCAGUCAAACAAAUGCCGGAUUUGAAGCCAUCCGCAUCAGAAACCGAGGAAUACACAUAUUCGGAGCAAGUAUUCACAGACGACGAUAUGCCUCUCUCGCUCCCGCAGCGACCAGCAAAAAAACGCAAGAGAUCAGUUGAAGGAGACCCUUUAGAUAACUUUAUACAAUACUUCGCUAAAUACAAAGCAUGGACCGGCUCGAAUCAAGAAGAAAAAUACAGCUCAGAAAUGUCACACGUAGAAAAAGACAACUCUGAAAUGUCACAUGUAAAUACAAACAAAGAAAACGUUGUGUCAAAUUCAAUAAGAAAAAAGCGGUUUGUAGUUAAAAAAAAGAAAGCUAAACAUGUUAAACCAGACCCAUUUCCAAUUGCCAGUUACGUGAAACAUAAGAUAGAAGGUCACAUUAAAAAAGAUGAGAAAGAGGCAAAGGCGUGGAAAAAGUUUGUAGAUAAAUUGCAUAAGCCAAAGACGGAGCUUAAACUGUUGAAGUUUAAGAAAUCGAAGCGAUCUAUUAGGUAUUCGAAGAAAGAGCAGCCGCGAGUGCCGGAUGAUCCGCAGAUGGAUAUCAGCUAUUAUGUGAAGAAUAAGGAAGGUGCGGAUUAUGAUUACAAUACAGCCCAGGCGUCACUGGUGCGCGCGGGACUUGAGCAAAUAUUCCGAAACCCGCCCAGUCUAUUGGUUGUGCAGCGCUACGGCUCUAACUAUAAUCCGGCCAACCGGGAGACGAUACUAACCGGAUACAUCGAGGGCCUGGCUGACGUUUAA
This is a messenger RNA of Cydia strobilella, 1929 nucleotides long. RefSeq lists its product as uncharacterized. Bases 7 to 1929 code for a protein of 640 amino acids. NCBI's taxonomy places the organism in Eukaryota, Metazoa, Arthropoda, Insecta, Lepidoptera, Tortricidae. The transcript is spliced from 7 exons. The record is from RefSeq and is a predicted model, not a curated record.